AUGAUUCUUGACGACUUGAAGCCAUUCACUCUCGGCUACGAUCCACGACUUCUUGUCUCGGCGACAUUUGUCGCUGUCUCGAUUGCCAUAGUGUUGAUGCAGAUAUUCCCGCAGUUUCGCCUCCUACUCAAAUACGGCAAAACGGCACAGCAGAAGCAGGUUACUCCUGAUACUCCAUUGGCCAAAUUCGUCGAAAAGGUGCUGACUCUUCAAGUACCAAAAUCCUGGUUUGCACAUUACUACGUGUUUUAUCUGAUUCUUCAGUGGUCGCAAGGUGCAUACAUCUGGCUGCAAAACCCAACUGUCUCCAAGUACACAGUGAUCUGGGCACUUUUGACACUCCAGGCUACAAGAAGAAUGAUCGAGAGCUACACGUUGACCAAAUGGAGCUCGAAACUGAAGAUGCACUAUACGCAUUACAUGGCCGGUCUUUUAUACUACCUCGGUGUUUCUACCAACUGCUUUUUAGGUUUGCUCGAGGGAGGGGACCCAAUUGAGUGGAGCUGGAAAUACCACUUGCUCAUCACCAUUUUUAUUGCCUUUUCCGUCGACCAGUUCAAAAACCACCAGCACUUGGCCUCCUUGGUCAAGUACUCAGUCCCCACAUUCAACUUCUUCAAGCUUGUGGCAUGUGCACAUUACUUCGACGAGGUGAUAAUCUACCUUGUUGUGAUAUUUAUUUCCUUUGUUCAGGAGCCCUAUACGAUUCCCGACUGGAACUUCAUUGGCACCUGGGUGUUCGUCAUUACCAACCUCAGCGUAUCUGCGCACGGUACCAGAUUGUACUAUAAGGAGAAGUUUGACAACUACGACGUCAAGUACGCCAUCAUCCCAUACAUUUUAUGA
Molecule: messenger RNA, 846 nt
Organism: Candidozyma pseudohaemuli
Lineage: Eukaryota; Fungi; Ascomycota; Pichiomycetes; Serinales; Metschnikowiaceae
Gene: DFG10
Product: putative polyprenol reductase
Exons: 1
Coding region: 1-846 (281 amino acids)
Biological process (GO): polyprenol catabolic process; dolichol-linked oligosaccharide biosynthetic process
Cellular component (GO): endoplasmic reticulum
Molecular function (GO): 3-oxo-5-alpha-steroid 4-dehydrogenase activity
Source: RefSeq, a predicted model, not a curated record